This is a messenger RNA of Pseudocercospora fijiensis CIRAD86, 1007 nucleotides long. RefSeq lists its product as uncharacterized. Gene Ontology annotation, molecular function: phosphoprotein phosphatase activity. NCBI's taxonomy places the organism in Eukaryota, Fungi, Ascomycota, Dothideomycetes, Mycosphaerellales, Mycosphaerellaceae. Gene Ontology annotation, biological process: dephosphorylation. The coding region runs from base 1 to 810 and encodes 269 amino acids. The record is from RefSeq and is a predicted model, not a curated record. The transcript has 2 exons.
AUGGCUGCUGCGUCGUUACCGCCGCCUUUCAUCGACGUACCUGGCAUUGCUAACUUUCGAGACAUCGGCGAUGAUGGGAAGAUUCGCAAAGGUCUCGUCUACAGGUCCGCCGAUCCGAGCAAGGCGACAGAGGAAGGCCUUCAAAAGAUGGGCCGGGAUUUAGGCAUUAAGUACAUAUUUGAUCUUCGCUCGCUGCCAGAAAUACAGCGCGAUGGCCCAGAAUGGGCAGGAGUCGAGCUCGAUCAACAAGAGGACCCCUUCCACGCUCAUGGCAUGAUCCGAUCAUGGGUCCCUGUUUUCGCAGAAGCAGAUUACGGGCCGGAGCAGGUAGCCGUAAGAUACAGGCAUUAUACCACGGGGUCAGAAGGCUUCGUCAAAGCGUACAACGACAUCGCGCUCGCAGCGCCGCCAGCCUAUGGCGCGAUCUUUCGACAUCUAUCCAAGCCAGACCCCGAGCCGUGCCUCAUCCAUUGCACCGCUGGCAAGGAUCGCACCGGCGUCAUAGUGGCCCUGUUGUCGCUUCUUGCAGGACGAGAGAAAGAGGUGAUUGCAGAAGAGUACAGCCUCACGGAUAGUGGUUUAGAACACUUGAAACCGCUGUUCCAAGAAAGGCUGCUGCAGAAUCCGGCGCUGCAAGGCAAUACGGAAGGUGUACUGAACAUGAUCAGUAGCAAGAAGGAGAAUAUGCUUGCAACGGUGGAUAUGCUCUUGAAGGAUUUCAAUGGGCCGGUUGAGUACAUGAAGCAGUACUGUAAGAUGAGUGAUGCAGAAAUUGAGCUGCUGAGAAAGAAUCUCGCGCCAGCGGCAUAGCAUAGCAUGAUGAGCAUGGUUGCAUUUUGGCACACCUAUGGACACUAGACGGCGAUAGACGAUCUGGAUAAAGCCAUCUAGCAUCAACCUGGGAGCUGAGCCGCGCAUGUCUACCGCCUUCCCUGCGGCAUGUAUCGCGCCACUAUGUAGGUAUAUCCGCUGUUGGAUACCGCCAUUCCCACGCCGAACCGUCUGGU